UGUUUGUUGCUGCUUCGAUGAAAAUGACGUAUACAUUCGCGUAUAUGUAGUGAAUUUCUGAUUCACCUUGGGUGCUAAAGAGAGUCUCUCUACAAUCUAUAUCGGCUCAUAAACACUGCGAUAACAGUUUCUAAUCGAGUUCGCGAACCAGUUGUAGCAGUAGGCUCUCAAAAUAUUUACUAAUGCAGACGCACUGAUUUACGUCAAACACACAUUUGUGCACGAAUUUUUAAAGAUAAAUACUCAUUCAAUUCAGGUUGUAGAUAGCCAAGGAUAUCAAUACUCCUCACACGCAGUGACACAUGCAUAAUUGAUACAUUGCCUAUAAAAGGCAAUUGAAAGUUUUGCCUUUCGCAAGGUUCAAUUUCAAUUUUAAUGAAUGUCUGAAAGUGACACAGACCAAGCUGACGAAUAUACCAGCCUGAUGGAUGCACAUGUUGCUGCUGAGACUCGUUCCAACACAGGAGUCAGCUCCUCUGGAGCACUCGCACGCAAAAAACCUGGAGCAAAGGUUGCCAGUACUGUGGAGUAUCAAACUUUUCAGAUGGAAAGCGGCAGUGUACCAGAGGUGUCUAUAGAAUAUGGUGGCAACAGAAGAAGAAGAGAAAAUCAAGGUCCACCUCCACCACAGGGUAAUCCAAUGGAUUUAACAGAUGAAGAAGUAGAGGAAGAAUUGAAAUAUGGAGCUGUCCAUGUUAUCAAAUUGUUCGUUCCAGUCUCACUGUGUAUGUUAGUUGUUGUAGCUACUAUUAGAUCUAUCAAAUUUUAUACUACAAAAGGAGCGUAUUUAGUGUACACUCCAUUUCAUGAAGAAACUUCAGAUACAGGAACCAAAGCUUGGCAAGCUGUUGCCAAUGCAUUGAUAUUGAUGAGUGUAGUCGUUCUUAUGACUGUGUUAUUAAUUCUUCUGUAUAAGUACAGAUUUUAUAAAACCAUUCAUGCUUGGUUGAUUGUUAGCUCCUUAAUAUUAUUGUUCUUAUUUUCAUCUUUGUACUGCGAAGAAGUAUUAAAGGCUUAUAAUAUACCGAUGGAUGUUAUUACAUUGGCCAUCGGUUUAUGGAACUUUGGUGUAGUUGGAAUUAUUUGCAUUCAUUGGCAAGGUCCUUUGCAACUACAACAAGCCUAUCUUAUUUUUAUUGCCGCAUUGAUGGCUCUUGUAUUUAUAAAAUAUUUACCCGAAUGGACAGCAUGGGUUGUUUUAGGAGCUAUUAGCAUUUGGGAUUUGAUCGCUGUUCUAACACCAAAUGGACCACUCAGAAUAUUAGUGGAAACUGCUCAGGAAAGAAAUGAGUCGAUAUUCCCGGCUUUGAUCUACUCGUCCACUGUUAUGUACACUACAAUGGCUAGUGGUGACGACGGUGCAGCCGAAGAAAGCGUCUCGUCGCCGGCAAGAAUUCAAAGAAGCUCAGUAACGAGCGAGACAGAAGAUGGUGGGUUCACGAGAGAAUGGAUGGAAACGAACGGUGAACGCAGCACUCGCCGAGCUCAACAAGUAAUGGAAAAUACACAAGGCCAACCUCGCAGAGCACCAGCAGUAGAUGCUGGUCGCAAUCAACUACAACAAAUGAUGAUGGAAGAAGAGAGAGGUGUAAAAUUAGGUCUGGGAGAUUUCAUCUUCUACGGAGUACUUGUCGGCAAAGCUUCGAGUUAUGGCGACUGGAAUACUACUCUGGCUUGUUUCGUUGCCAUACUAAUCGGGUUAUGCUUGACUUUGUUGUUACUAGCAAUCUUCAAAAAAGCUUUGCCAGCUUUACCUAUUUCGAUUGCAUUUGGAUUAGUUAUUUACUUUUCUACUCGAAUUUUCGUAGCUCCAUUCGUGGAUCUAUUAGCUAGUAAACAAAUAUUUAUUUAAGUAAAAUGAUUCAAGGAAGUAAAAACAAAUUAUCGAAGUAACAUGACAAUUUGAGGGAAUCAUAAUUGUAAAGACUUUUUAUGCAUUAAUAGUAUACUACAGUAAGAUAUUUCGUUAUAAAUCAUCAUUUAUUCCAUAAAACUACCAUAUCUUAAAGACUGUUCAUUACCCGUCAGUUAAUGCAUAUGAUAUUAUGAAAAAGAAAUUGAUGAAUAUUUCUUAAGACAUUUGUAGAAAUUUGAAUUAAUUAUAAUUGUAUAUGUUUUUACUAAAUAUCGAAUAAAGUAUUUGUAUUUUUAACAUA
This is a messenger RNA of Trichogramma pretiosum, 2156 nucleotides long. RefSeq names its product presenilin-1 (gene Psn). Gene Ontology annotation, molecular function: aspartic endopeptidase activity, intramembrane cleaving. Bases 380 to 1852 code for a protein of 490 amino acids. The transcript has 7 exons. The record is from RefSeq and is a predicted model, not a curated record. Gene Ontology annotation, cellular component: Z disc; cell cortex; neuronal cell body. NCBI's taxonomy places the organism in Eukaryota, Metazoa, Arthropoda, Insecta, Hymenoptera, Trichogrammatidae. Gene Ontology annotation, biological process: protein processing; amyloid-beta metabolic process; negative regulation of apoptotic process.